This is a messenger RNA of Vombatus ursinus (common wombat), 954 nucleotides long. It is a transcript of the gene ROPN1L, whose product is annotated as rhophilin associated tail protein 1 like. The record is from RefSeq and is a predicted model, not a curated record. The transcript is spliced from 6 exons. Bases 104 to 772 code for a protein of 222 amino acids. Lineage: Eukaryota; Metazoa; Chordata; Mammalia; Diprotodontia; Vombatidae.
ACCGGGGGCCGGGUUUGGGGGGGUGGUCUCGAGGGUCCGCCGUUGGUCCUCAUUUCCAGUGGAUCAGGAGGAGCCGCUCGGGUUGCUAAACUCCUGAAGAAUCAUGCCUCUUCCAGAUACUAUGUUCUGCGCCCAGCAGAUUCAUAUACCCCCAGAACUUCCAGAUAUCUUGAAACAGUUCACCAAAGCUGCCAUUAGAACUCAGCCAACCGAUGUGUUACAGUGGUCUGCAGGGUAUUUUUCAGCUUUGUCAAGAGGGGAUCCCCUUCCUGUGAAGGAGAGAGUUGAACUGCCAGUGGCUACCCAAAAAACAGAUACAGGAUUGACAAGAGGACUCCUUAAAGUUUUACACAAGCAGCUUGCUCACAAAGGCACUGUGGAUUUAAAAGAACUUCAGGAUAAAUGGAAAACUCUGUGCUUGCCAGUCGAAACACUGAAAUUCAUUCUCAAAAUGGAUCCUGUUGAAGACGCAGUAGAAUGGAUGAAAUUUUUUUCACUUGGCUGUAGUGCAUUGGGUGGGACAUUACAAAGUGCAAUGAAGCAUGGUUGUGAAAUCCUUACAGAAGAUCCUGAAGGCGGACCUGCUCGCAUCCCCUUUGAGACUUUCUCUUACAUCUUCAGUUAUCUCUCAAGCUUAGAUCAAGAUAGAACUGAGAGUGAUACUAACUUGUUUCUUAAUCAUCUUGAAGAAACAGUAGUUGCUAGGAAAAAUGGCAUGAUAGGAGUUUCAGAUUUCUUCAUAGAAGACAAGAAGAAAUUUCAUCCAGUUUAAGAAGAAAAUUGGGGAAAUUUUCUCAGAAAACAUAUGGCACUAGUUCAGAGAAGAAAGUGCUUUUAAGAAUCAAAUAGUGCUUUAUAAAAGCUUAGCACGAAAUACAGCUUUGCAUUAACCAACAUACCAUGUGCACUGUGAUUUCUUUUUUAAGGAAAUAAAGCUGGUGGUAUCACCUUUGA